This is a messenger RNA of Ceratosolen solmsi marchali, 1899 nucleotides long. RefSeq names its product CUB domain-containing protein Sol1 (gene Sol1). The transcript has 13 exons. The record is from RefSeq and is a predicted model, not a curated record. Bases 1 to 1899 code for a protein of 632 amino acids. NCBI's taxonomy places the organism in Eukaryota, Metazoa, Arthropoda, Insecta, Hymenoptera, Agaonidae.
AUGUUACUUGACUGUAAUACUAAGAUGCAGAGAAGACUACUUUUCUUUUUUUGUUGGCUAUUGUUCCUCGAUCUUUCUCGAACAGUCAAUCCAGGUUGCUCAUGCAUCAUUUAUAGUAGUCGAUACAACCCUCAAGGUGGUACAUUCACAUCACCCGACUUUCCAAAUCACUAUCCUACAAAUAUCGACUGCCUUCUUUAUACAUUUCACGGACGGCAAAAUGAGAUUAUAGAACUGACGUUUCAUCAUUUUCAUACUUUUAGUGCUUUCCCUAAUUGUACUCGAGGCGAUUCACUCAAAGUUUUUCUGCACGUCGAGCCUAGCAGCACAGGGGUGUCCGAAUACACACCUUGGUCGAGUCUGCUUUGUGGCAGUUUUCAGGACAUACCUCGAGUACUUUACAGCUCAGGAUCGACUCUCGUGUUCGAGUUCCAUACAGAGAGCGCAAGUGCAAAAACAAAUAAUACUGCCGCUGGAUUUUCAGGAACUUUUCGCUUUAUUGACAAACGUAUUUUCGAAACGGACGGAAAACUUACACCUAAUAAGAUGUGUGAUUAUCAUUUUAUUAGUUCACAAUUUACACCUCAAUAUGGACGCUUUUACUCACCUCGAUAUCCAUCGUUUUACCCGGAAAAUAUCCGUUGCUCUUAUCAAUUUCGCGCCAGGAUGAAGGAGCGUAUACGUUUGGUUUUUGAAGAACUGUCAUUGCAAAAAGGUGACAUAAGUUGUCUGAAUAGAGCUGAUUUAAUCAAGGUGCACGACGGCAAUGAUCCAACUUACCCAACAAUAGCGGUACUAUGCAACGAAGAUACGGAAGUGGAAGUACUGAGUACGGGCUCGGAUUUGCACGUCGACUUCAUUGCAAAUUCAAAAUGGCCUGGUAAAGGCUUCAAGGCUAGCUUUCAAUUUCAACCAUUCGAUGAUAUAGUUGCAGAACCAGAGAAGGUCGUCCCAGGGGCAGCUACUGGAAAGUCGAAGUACUCGCUCAUCGGACCUGCAGUCAGCGCUACUACAUCGUCCUGUGAUAUAAUAUUUAACAGUGACACGACGAAAACAGGAAUAGUUACUUCCCCCAACUAUCCGAAUGCGUAUCCAGCAAGGACUAGAUGUAGAUAUGAUUUUCAAGGUAGAGGAAAGGAAAGAAUUCAAAUAACAUUUCAAGAUUUCGAUGUCUAUCGGUCGCACGAGGAUUCAAAAAAGUGCGAAUCUACGGAUUCGCUAAUGGUCUAUGUCUUGAUUGAUGGUAAAAUGGAGAAGAUAGAGUCUUUUUGUGGUGAAACGCAGCCAAGACCAUUAAUGAGUAAUGGACCACGUCUGCUUCUUGAAUUCCGUGGACUCACCUCAUCUCGACAUAUUCGCGGAUUUAAGGCAACUUACUUCUUCACAGAAAAUUUUGGUAUUACAACGGGCAAGCAGGAGCCAUCGUAUCCCUGUGCCUUCGUAUUUAACAGCAAUGAGACAGUUAAUGGAACCUUUGUAUCACCUAAUUAUCCAGGAUUUUAUCCACGUGAUACCGAAUGCCAUUAUUUCUUUAAUGGACAACCCAAAGAACGAGUUCGUCUUCAUUUUAAUUACUUUGACGUGGAAGGUGUUCUACCUUGUGAUGCUGUAUCAGCGAGUGAUUUCGUAGAUUUUUCAAAUUACCUGUCCAGAGACCGGAAAUACUCACGACACUGUGGCCAACUGCAGGCAUUUGAUGUCGAAUCUGAUCGCUCUUUCUUCCGCCUGACCUUUAAAAGCAAUGAUCGCUUAGACGGUACAGGUUUCAAUGCCAGUUAUAUUUUCAUCAAUGAAGAAGAAAACAAAACUGUUAAAAUUCCAUUAAGUGCCGCAUCAGAUUAUUGUUAUUCAUUGGCAUUGAUAUUUGCGCCUGUCCUGGUCAACUUGGCUUGCGGCUGA